This is a messenger RNA of Dictyostelium purpureum, 2430 nucleotides long. RefSeq lists its product as uncharacterized. The transcript has 3 exons. Gene Ontology annotation, molecular function: protein binding. Lineage: Eukaryota; Evosea; Eumycetozoa; Dictyosteliales; Dictyosteliaceae. Bases 1 to 2430 code for a protein of 809 amino acids. The record is from RefSeq and is a predicted model, not a curated record.
AUGGAGGAAAGAUUUAAUAAUGAAAGUUUAGAAGAGUUUUUAAAUAGACCUGGGGAUUAUGAAAAUGAAAGACGAAAUAGUAAUAGUAGUGGUGGAAGAAGAAGAAGAAGAAGAGGAGGAGCAAAUACAACGUCAAUAAUAGUUGGUGGGGUUGGUGACGGUGAAAAUCAAAUGUCGCCAUUGACACAAGGUAUUACAGUUGAAGGUUUUAUAGAUAUCGAAAAUGAUAGUUUUUCAUCUCUUUCAGAUUACUCAGAGAAUGAUAAUGAUCAAGAAAUCAGCUCUGACCAAAGUUUUGACAGUGAUUCAGAUUUGGACAUUGAUUUUACAGCUUCACCAGAUAGCGAAAUAAAGCCAAUAGGGAUGGAUAACUCAUUCUAUUCAAUUCACAACAAUGUUUUUUCAAAUACUUUUGCAGGUGGCGAAUUAACAGAUAAGCAAAAACAUUAUCAACAAGAUCACAUUGAUAUUAUAUCAAAUUUACCAUUCGAAGUUUUGGCAUAUAUAUUUCAAUCAUUAGAUGUUCGUACAUUAUUAAACAUUUCAUUAGUUUCAAAGCUAUUUUACACGGUUGAAAAUUCAUAUUCAAUUUGGAGACCAAAAUGUAGAACAUUUAAUAUUUAUAAUAGGGAUAUAUUUACAAUGGAACAAUCUACUUUUUAUACAACAACACCAAAAAUAUUUAAUAAUAGUCAAGAUAGAGAUACUACUACAACUACCACAACUACAUCAACAAGCCCAAAUGGUUACGAAUCACCACCAAUCUUAUCAAAUAACUCAACAACAACAGUGUCAGAUUUAAAAUCAUCAUUUAUGAGGGCACGUACAGUUAGAUUCUUUACAGAUGACUUGGAACCAAUUUCAAUCGAUAAUGAUAGCAGAAACCAACAAAUGAUGAAUGAAGAGGGUAAAGAAGACGGAUUUGAAAUUUCAAUGUGCGAGUGGAAAAAAUUAUAUUUUGAACUUGGUUCUAUCAAAUUAUAUGGAUCAUAUGACCUAGUAGAAAGUGGAAUCGAAUCAUCUUCGUGUGAUAGUUCAGGUCAAACAAUUCAUAAUACAUUGGCUAAUAAUAAUUCAUUCUGGAGUUCAAAGGGUACACCAAGUGCACACGAUUCAGAGUUUUUAGUUUACAAAUUAGAACAACCCAUUUGUAUUGUAUCUUCGGUUAAAAUGUUAGCAUACAAAGCAUCAUUCCAAUCAGGGUUCCCAAUUUAUGCGCCAAUGGGUGUUGUUAUUUCUGUUGGUUUUACACCGGAUCACUUCCAUUAUAGAUCACAAUUAUUUGGUUGCAAACACACCGAUAAACCACAAACUUUCAAACUAGAACCAGAGUUAGUAUUGGGCGGCUAUAUUAGAGUUGAGUUGGUUGGUAAAUAUCAAACCCAAUUUAAUGAUAAACUUUUUUAUCAUGCAAUCAACCAAAUUUGUGUUGAGGGUGUUUCUAUUGGGUCAUUAGACUAUAAGCCAUCACUCUCUUUAUCAAUGUUACAGUUUUAUUCAAAGUUCAAAGACCCAUCAGCUUUAGUUCAUUAUUCAACCAACAAUAUUAAUCAAACACCAAGCAUUGAUAGUUCAGUCAUUCUAACAGUUGACAACGAAGAUGGAACAGGUAAUGGCUUCACUUAUCAUCAAAUACUUUCAAAGCUACGUAGUUAUAUGGCACCAAAGUUGGAUGUAGAGCGUAUUAAGAACCACAAUUUAUACACAAUUGUUCAAGAUGUUGUUGAGGGUCGUUACCAGGAAGCAGUUGAUAAUGUAUUUAAAAAUGACCUAAGAGGUGAAAGGGUUUUUAAUAUUUUCACCCAAACAACCGAUAACAAAGCAAUAUCAACUUAUUAUUCAGCAUUGAUAGAAAGUCUUAAAAAGUUUUCAACUGAAGAAACAAUGUUUUUAGCAAGGGAAGCUUUCUAUGAUGGGAAUGUUAAUAUUUUCACUCGUUUAUUGUUGUCUGGUCGUUUUAGACCUUCUUUAGAGUUGGGCGAAUUUAUUUUAAUGAAUGGCUAUCCAUUAAUUGCAGCAGAGGUUUUUAGCCAAUGUCAGAUUUUGGAUAGAACUAUCCAAUGCUUAUAUAUUGCUGGUUGUCACGAAGAGGCAUUACUUUACACAAGAAAUUAUUCAGCUGACUAUCCAUUAGAUUUGGUACAUUUUAUUAAAUUAAAUGAACAAGUUACAGAUGAUUUAAAUAAUUUUAAUGAUGGAGAUAAUAAUCUCCAUGAAGGUAUUGUAGUUGAAGCAGAUAGAGUUGGUAGUAUUUUCGGUAUAGAAAUUCAAGAUCCAAAUGAUACAGCUACACUAAUUACAGAAUUAAAGAAAUUAAAAGCAACUCUUAAUAAUGUUAAACCAAUAAGAAAAUAUUCUACUCACUCUAGAUUAUCCGAAUUUUUUAAUCGAUUCACUCAAAUAAGUAUUCCAAGUAUGGUACCAAAUUAA